Messenger RNA from Temnothorax curvispinosus, 521 nucleotides. RefSeq names its product rab proteins geranylgeranyltransferase component A-like. The coding region runs from base 36 to 215 and encodes 59 amino acids. The transcript has 2 exons. The record is from RefSeq and is a predicted model, not a curated record. Lineage: Eukaryota; Metazoa; Arthropoda; Insecta; Hymenoptera; Formicidae.
UCGGUUUUUUCAAAGUUAUUGCUUUGAUAUAAUAAAUGGCUAAAAACAUUUUCAAGUCUAUGUAUCCAGAUGAAGACUUUUUGCCACGCGCGCCUGAUCCAGAGGAAAUUGUUCUGGAAGGUGACGAAGCACCGGGCCCGAAAUUCGAGGGUGGUGAUAUCGCGGAGGGUGAGGAGAAGCAAGACGUCGAGAAAGCCGAGAAAGAGGAAGAAUGAACAAUUAUCAUAUAAUGCUUUUGCGUCUUUAUUGUCGAAAAUGGGAAGAUAUAUGGCGUCACGCUUUGAUACUUCAGUAUUACAGUAAUGCAUACCGCAAUUUACAUAUAAAUUAUUGUAUGUGCACGAGCCAUUAGUCAUUUAGAUAGACGUCGCGACAUAUUGGGAUUGAUAGUUUGUAUUACAUACAAUGACAUACAUUAUACAUAAAUAGAUAUACCUUUAAUGCGCUGUCAUAAUAUAUCUGUAAUAAAUAUGAGAAAAAAUGUACAACUCGAUUUAAAUAAAUAAUUGGUUCUCGUAUAA